This is a messenger RNA of Sorghum bicolor (sorghum), 408 nucleotides long. RefSeq names its product putative calcium-binding protein CML23. The transcript has a single exon. The record is from RefSeq and is a predicted model, not a curated record. Lineage: Eukaryota; Viridiplantae; Streptophyta; Magnoliopsida; Poales; Poaceae. Gene Ontology annotation, molecular function: calcium ion binding. The coding region runs from base 1 to 408 and encodes 135 amino acids.
AUGCUGGCUUCGUUCGGCCACGACGGCGACGGCGAGGUCUCGGCGGCGUCUAAGCUGUGGGGGCUCUGCCUCUGCAUGCGGACACGUCGAACGAGGACAUGGGUGCACUCAGCGGCGAACACUGGCGGCGACGGCGGGCCGCUGGACGAGGAGGAUGAGCUGGCGGGGGAGCAGGCGGAAGCCGCCGGAGAGGAGGACGACGACGAGCGCACGUGGCUGCGGGAGACGUUCGGGAUGUACGAGAUGGAGGGCACCGGGUGCAUCACGCCGCUUAGCCUGAAGCUGGUGCUGGCUAGGCUCGGCGCGCGCCGGAACAUCGCCGAGUGCCAGGCCAUCAUCUGUCGUUUCGACAUGGAUAGCGACGGCGUGGUCAGCUUCAACGAGUUCAGGACCAUGAUGACGGUCUAG